Sesamum indicum (sesame) is the source of this 3329-nucleotide messenger RNA. RefSeq lists its product as uncharacterized. Gene Ontology annotation, biological process: post-transcriptional regulation of gene expression. Gene Ontology annotation, molecular function: mRNA binding. Gene Ontology annotation, cellular component: cytoplasm. NCBI's taxonomy places the organism in Eukaryota, Viridiplantae, Streptophyta, Magnoliopsida, Lamiales, Pedaliaceae. The record is from RefSeq and is a predicted model, not a curated record.
CAGUAUAAUUUCGCAAUUCUUUUUUGGUUUUUUAUUUUUUUUUGGUGUUUUACUGUAAAGAUCUCUCUCUGUCUCUAUAUAUAGAGAGUGGUGUAUGUAGCGCAAGAAUUAGAGAGAGAAAGAGAGAGAGAGAGUGAGAGGAGAGAGAGAGAGGCUGUUCCUUUUCUCCAGCUUUAAUGGCGUGAGACUGUACCAGAGUGUGUGAGUGUGUGUGUGUGUGUGGGUGUAUGAUAUAUACUAUACAGUACAUGUGUAUGUAAACCAUAUAUGCAAUCCAUUCAUCUUUGCAUGCUUCACCAACUCUUUUUCCAAAAACACAAAAAAAAGAAAAAGGGAAACCCAAAACCCAAAUGAGCUAAAAGAAGGAAAGAAAAAAAAGAAAGGAAAUCAAUUUUAAUUUUUUUCAGUUUCUGUUGAGCGAAAACAAAAUGGAAUUGCUUUUGAAAUUUCACCGUCCUGAGACCCCACUUUUCCGUAUUUAUGAUUAGGACUUUUGGUGUUCUGAGAGCAACCCAGAUGCUAAAAAUCGGUAUUCUCUCUCAUGGGUUCUCGCUGCUUUGAUCGUUUCUUCGAUGUGGGUAUUUUGAUUAUUGCAUUGUUUCUAUUGGCUCUGUUGUGAAAAUCUUGUGUUGUAUUUUGUUUUUUUGUUUUUUUUCCCCCUUGGAUUUUGCUGGUUCUGUGAGGUGUUGUUUUUGUUUGUGUGUUUUGAUGUUUGAGGGAGUGAAGAUUGAGAAGAAGAGUGUAGAAACAAUGAAGGAUGAUGAUGAGCUGGAAAUGUUACUGGGUGAGAUCCCUCAUGCAACAUCAUCAUUGAAUCUUCAUCCCGCACUUGGCGAUGCCCAUCAUCAUCAACACAAUAAUCUUGUUGAUCAUGGUUAUGGUCAUGCAUCAUGUGUGACUCAGAAAAUGAAUGUUCAUGGGCAUGGUCAGAGUCAGAGUCAUGUGAAUGGUAUGUAUGGUGAUGAACUUCUGAAGCAUAAGUAUGCAUGUGCAUCUUCCCCUGUGAGUGGGUUUUCUUUGCAAUCUGAUGGCUCUUCCUCAAGUUUGUUCUCCGGUGGUGGGCGUUCACUGUCUGACAUUGGAUCGCCAUCCCCACCGCAAUUUGAAGAGCUCAAAACCCAUUUGAUUUCUGGGAAUGGAUUCUGGUUGGAUUCCAACAAGGAAAAUGGGGGGAGCAAUGUGUUUGAUGAUUUUAAUUUGCCUAGGAAUUUUAGUAAAAUGUACAUUAGUGAUGAGCGAGAGGGCGUCCCCAUAUUCCUGAACGGUGUCCAACCUUGUGAUCGAUCCCCGAAUGGGGCUAUGCGGGUGAAUUUUGAGAAAUACGGAACGUCUGAUAACUAUAGGAAGUAUUUUCCGGAUUAUGGGGGAUUUAAUCUCUCUGUUCCUAGAGGACCUAUGAAUUUUGAGGGGGAGGUUGGUUCUGAACUGGUGGAAAUGCAGCAUGAUCCAAGAAUUGUUAGUUUGUCAAGAUCACGGUCUUCUCCUGGUCGGUUUGAUGGAUUGUUAUCUCGGUCAGAUUUUGGCAACUCCGGAUUGAGUCCUCAAUUUUGUAGAGGUAAUCUGUUGGCCAACAACAAUUUUCCAAUGGGAUUUGCAUUAUCGGAUGUAUCCUCCACUUUGAGGCCUUCACUUGGUGACUCUUUCUUCUAUGCUUCACGAAACGGAAUGAAUCUGAUUGAAGCUAGGGAUGCUUGUUAUCCGCCUAAUGUGGUUCAGCUGGCGCACUUGAUCCCACCUUAUAAUGAAGAAGAUUUACUUCAUUACCGGCCGCCAUUGCUUAACGGAAGAAACAAUCUCCAUGUUAGAGUGCCUCAAGGGAGUGUUGAAGCCUUUGCCAGAGAGGAUAGUUUGAUCAUUCAGGGGGAAGGUAUAAAUUAUGGGAUGAACAGGGAACAAGCUCGUUCAAGAGGCCAGAAUACUACAAAGGGUCUUCAUCAUGAUAGUGUUGCUGGCAAGCCUCAAGAAAAGAGGUCGCAGCUUGAUAGCUGUCUACAUGUUGCUGCAGUGCAAGACGGUUCCCGGAGUCCUAAGAUGUUUUUUCCUUUCUCCUUGCCAUCAAAGUGUAGCUCCCUCGCAGAAGCUCAAGGAUACAUAUAUCACAUUGCAAAGGAUCAGCAUGGUUGCAGAUUCUUGCAAAGGAUGUUUGAUGAAGGAACUUCUCAGGACGUGCAGAUAAUAUUCAAUGAGAUAAUCGAUCAUGUAGUUGAGCUUAUGAUGAAUCCAUUUGGAAAUUAUCUCAUGCAAAAAUUGUUGGAAGUGUGCAAUGAAGAGCAGAGAAUGCACAUAAUGCUGAGGGUGACACAGGAGCCAGGGGAGCUUGUUAGGAUCUCCCUAAAUACACAUGGAACUCGGGUGGUGCAGAAGUUGAUUGAGACGCUUAAAAUAAGGCAGCAGAUAUCGCUAGUUAUUUCAGCCCUUGAACCUGGAUUUCUUGCCCUCAUCAAAGACUUGAAUGGUAAUCAUGUUGUUCAAAGGUGCUUGCAAUGCUUUACUACCGAAGAUAGUAAGUUCAUUUUUGUUGCUGCUGCAAAGUACUGUGUUGAUAUUGCAACGCAUCAGCAUGGAUGCUGUGUUCUUCAACGAUGCAUCACCCACUCCACUGGAGAGCUUCGGGAAAAUUUGGUUGCGGAAAUUUCAGCAAACGGACUUCUGCUUGCUCAAGAUGCAUAUGGAAAUUAUGUCGUUCAGUUUAUUUUGGAUCUUAAGAUCCCAUCUGCAACAGCCAAAUUGACAUCGCAGUUUGAGGGUAAUUACGUGCAUCUCUCUACACAAAAGUUUAGCAGCCACGUCGUCGAAAAGUGUCUUGUGGUGUGUGACGACGAAGCCCGGUCAAAGAUCAUCAACGAAUUGCUCUCCGCCACUUACUUCGAGCAGUUGCUUCAGGACCCGCAUGCAAAUUAUGUUGUUCAAACAGCUCUCCGUGUUUCAGAGGGUCCUCUCCAUAACGCCUUAGUUAAUGCAAUUGAAUCAUACAAGGCGAUCUCACGCAACAGUCCCUAUUCCAAGAGGAUUUUCUCGCACAAGCUUUUGAAGAGGUGAUGUACAAUCUUGAUUCGGGUAAGCAAUUUGUUGUUGUUCUCAGCUGACUCCUCCGUUCCCCCUCGACUCUAUGUACCGAAAACCUGUUUCCCCGUCCGUUGAUGCUUUUGCCAGUGAGCCGAUCUUUUGUCAAUUUUGCUCGUAAAAACAUUUUGUUACACCGGCUAUUUACUUCCCAUGAAGAGUGUAAAGAAAAGCAACUGUGCUUCUACUCGCUUUGAAGCACAGCACUGCACUUGUAGUAUUGCUUUUGUUGUCAAUGUACCUUGAUAACCUUUUUACAUCGUUGC